Messenger RNA from Nylanderia fulva, 2022 nucleotides. RefSeq names its product LHFPL tetraspan subfamily member 2 protein. The record is from RefSeq and is a predicted model, not a curated record. Gene Ontology annotation, cellular component: membrane. Lineage: Eukaryota; Metazoa; Arthropoda; Insecta; Hymenoptera; Formicidae.
CGCGUUCUUCAGUCGUGCUUUGCGCGUCCAGCGAGCCGCACGCGAGUUGGGUUGUUCGCGCUUCUAUCCUCGAGAUUAGGCACGAUCGGUGACAAAUUGUGCGCGUUCUGUCAAAAUAGUGACUUUCACUUCAAUUCUAAGUAUUCAAAUUAAAUCAUCGCUUAUCAAUGAGACGUCGAUUUUGCUGCGAAACAUUUCUGAACUAAAAGCAGAAGAGGAGUGACGAAAGUGAUCGAGCAAUUGAAGAAUAUGUGACGGCAUAAAACGAAAGCAGCAUGUGCUAUAUUGUGAUAGUGACUGGUCGCAGUCUGCUGUGGACGCUCUUGUCUCUGGCAGCGUUGAUGGCGGUUUUAUCAGGCCUCAUGACUCCCAAAUGGCUCAUAGGACCACCGACGAUUAAGGAUACGAAAAACGGCACGGAAACGUACACGCCGACAGUUGGGAUCUUUAAUCGUUGCACGAGAUUGUUCGGCAGGACGCAUUGCGCGAAUUUUAACGUCGACGGUUUCGCGACGGACUCCAACGUCUUUCCGGGAUGCUGGAAGGCUUCCCUGUUCUUCCUGUCCGCGGGCCUGGCUGUGAUGUCGGUGACCAUAAUGGCUGCUGUACUGGGAUGCUGCGUACAGAGCAUUGGCCGUAAGAGCAUCUUCAAUCUGGCGGGAGUGGCGCAGGCCUUCGCCGGAAUACUGUACCUUUUCGGGAUGAUCCUGUAUCCCGCCGGUUGGGGUGCCGAGAGGGUGCAGAGGAUCUGCGGUCUUGAAGCUGACGCCUUUUAUCUUGCUAACUGCAGUCUUGGUGGGGCCUUUUAUAUCGCAGCGAUCGGUGUCGCUCUCACUUUCGUCUGCGCCGCUUUUAGCGGACAGGCGGAGAAGUCGACGGCCAGCGACAAGGUCCAGGACAAAAUGAACGAAGGAAAGACUCUAAUAUGCUUAGCCUGAGCGCGCAAAUAAAAUCAGCGAGGGGUCCGAUAUUUCGCCAACGGGUUCCUUCGGUAUAAAACGUCGAAAAGGAAUAUUUGGAAAAGAUCGGUGAAAUUUUUUAAAAUGUUCACCUCGUUGUGUUCACUACAUAACAGAACAAAGACAAUUUUUGUUGCAAACGAAAUUAUACGAUCUGCAUAAUUAAUCACGCAAGACUAGAAUGCAAUAGAUAUUAACAGAAUAUCAUAUAUGACCUAUACAUAUAUAGUGAUAAAGUAUUAAAUGUACUUACCGUCUUCCCACAAUUACUGCCGCAAUUUAUAGACGUUUGCAGUAUUUUUUUUUUUUUGCAGAAUUCCUAUUUUAUAUUUAAUAAAGUAAGCGAUUUUGUCAUAAAUGUUCGUCUUUGUUUGCUCGAUGUAAAGAGAAUAAAUGUAUUAUUGUAACGAAAGAUAACUUAAGUAUGAUUUCUUUUAUAAGUAUCUGCUUAACUAUAAUAAUUAUUACUAUAAUUUUUCAUGUUCUUCCUAAUAUCAACAAGUCUGGUUGUGAUAAAUAAUGGAAUUUAUUCAUUUCAUUAUUAUUUAUCAACAGAUUGUUUGAAAUUCGAUCGAACGUAUAAUUUAAAUAGAUACAUGUACAUAAAAAAUUAUCAGUUUACGUGUCAAUCGAUUAUAUACACAUGUAUAAAUAAUGAAGGCACCAAGGGAAUCAACAAUUAAUAAUGUACAUGAGCGAAUUUAUACAAAAAUUUCGAAAAAAAUAAGAUAUAAUUGACAAUGAUAGGAAAAUGUAACCGAAGCGAAUAACGAAAUCGCGAUAUAAUUAUAGCUCGUGUGUAACAACGCGCGAUGCGAUUAUUUACUUAAAAUAUGAGUGUUAUUUGGUUGAUUUAACGACUUGCCGUUAAAACCGCUGAUCAUUAAUCGCAGAAACGCUAGUCGCAUAAAUAACUAUGCAAACAGAGAUGUGUCGACGUGAUGUGAUGAGAGAGAUGCUCUUAUCGCGCAGGGGAAUGUUAAAUUCGGCGGAUCAUGGACAUCGAAGUGACGCGUUUCGAUCACAGUCGGAUAAUAAAGAUAUUAUUGACGCAUCUGCCAUA